This is a messenger RNA of Centropristis striata (black sea bass), 5566 nucleotides long. It is a transcript of the gene slc24a4b, whose product is annotated as solute carrier family 24 member 4b. Gene Ontology annotation, cellular component: membrane. Gene Ontology annotation, molecular function: calcium channel activity; calcium, potassium:sodium antiporter activity. The record is from RefSeq and is a predicted model, not a curated record. The transcript has 17 exons. NCBI's taxonomy places the organism in Eukaryota, Metazoa, Chordata, Actinopteri, Perciformes, Serranidae. The coding region runs from base 607 to 2388 and encodes 593 amino acids. Gene Ontology annotation, biological process: calcium ion transmembrane transport; intracellular calcium ion homeostasis.
GUCCUCUCUGAUCUGCACGGCUUUUCUGCACCGAGGAGGGACUCACGUGAAGGGGGAGGCGCCCGAGCGAGGCGAGCCCGAAACAACUGCUGGCCGAAUUUAACAAUUAACCUUGAUGAACACAGAUUGGUUUCACUUAACAGGCGCAGGUGCGUGCAGAUUGCGAUACGGCGCAGCUGAGCGAUUCCGCGUCCAUGACUGACGCAUUUCAUGCCAAACACAGAAACUACAGGAGAGGAUUUUGCAGCUGAUGUUAUUAGUACUAUUGUUUUUUGUAUCAUAGCGGGGCAGGAUACAAUGGGAGCCCGUCCGAUACGCACCCUUCGGAGUAUGCUGAAUUGAUUUGGAGGUUUAUAUAUCGGAAUUUGACCGCCGUGUCAUUGCCCAGUCUACCAGUCCCAGCAGCUAAAAGGCAUCUUCGAGAAGAGAGAGAGGGGGAACUGUCCGCUUCACUACUCCUCCAUCUGCGCCCUGGACGGCUUGAAAUGAGGACCACAUCCCGGCUGUGUUCCGUGUAAAAAGAGGCAACGCGGGGCGGCAGUUUCUUCGGCUCUCAAGGACGCUUUUUAAAAAAAAGAAAAGUGGCCGGCGGCCGAGCUGCGAAGCAUGGAGCGGGACGACACCGACACCGUGAGCGCGUCCAAAAAGACAAUAAUCGCCAAGAUAUUCAAAGUUCGCAAAAGGAGGGAGAUGCUUUUCGUUCAGGUGUGCUUUAUCUGCAGUGUCCUCUUCGUGGCGUGGGGCAUGUCGGCGCUUCUGACCAAGACAGGCCAUGGCAUGCUGGUGGAGGGACAUCCGAACCCUGAUCACUGGGGGAGACGGCUAAUGGCUUCAGUAUCAGACAACGAAACAGAGAAGAACUGUUCAGAUCCAGCGGUACACGAGUUCCCCGAUGACCUUUUCACCAAUGAUGAACGUAAGAGGGGGGCCGUUCUGCUCCACAUCAUGGCGGCCCUCUACAUGUUCCUGGCCCUCGCCAUAACCUGCGACGAAUACUUUGUGACAUCGCUGGAGAAGAUCUGUGAGAAACUAGAUCUGAGUGAAGAUGUUGCAGGAGCCACCUUCAUGGCAGCUGGCAGCUCUGCUCCAGAGCUUUUUGCAUCUGUCAUUGGUGUCUUCAUCACACACGGUGAUGUGGGGGUGGGGACCAUCGUCGGCUCAGCGGUCUUCAACAUCCUUUGUAUCAUCGGUGUGUGUGGGAUCUUUGCUGGACAGGUGGUGAUGUUGACGUGGUGGGCAGUUUUCAGGGAUUCCUCCUACUACAUCCUGUCUGUUGUGGCUUUAAUCGCAUUCAUCUACGAUGAUAAGAUAGUUUGGUGGGAGAGCUUGAUACUGAUGGUCAUGUAUGCUGGAUACAUUCUUGUCAUGAAAUUCAACUCCAGCAUGCAGAACUUUUUCAUGGGCCCCAAAAAGAGCAAGAACGUGGCCAAUGGUAACGCUGCGGCCAGCAGCGAGAUGGAGGACGUCAAGCCCACCAAGGCUUACAGCCGUGGAUCGGUGGUGAUGGUGGACGAGAUCAUGAACGCCAGCCCUUCGAAGUUCCGUUUCCCAGAAGCUGGCCUACGUGUCAUGGUCACCAGCCAUUUUGGACCCAAAACCCGCCUGCGCAUGGCGAGUCGCCUCAUCAUUACAGAGCGCCAGAAGUUGGUCCAAGCUGCUAAUGGAGUGGAGACACAAGUGAUUGACGGGAAGGUUGAAAUCGAGAAUGGAAACGUGCCAGAGGACAAACCCAGCGAGACACCGGAAAACGAAACCAUCUCACCGUUUGCUCUUCCAAGAGGUAUUGGCAGCAGGUUAAAGUGGCUGAUCUCGUGGCCUCUGCUCCUGCUGCUUUUCUUCACGGUCCCGAACUGUGCCAAGCCCCGCUGGGAGAAGUUCUUCAUGCUCUCCUUCAUUCUGUCCACCGUCUGGAUCGCCGUCUUCUCCUACUUUAUGGUCUGGAUGGUGACUAUAAUCGGGUACACUCUGGGAAUCCCUGAUGUCAUCAUGGGCAUCACUUUCCUGGCAGCAGGCACCAGCGUCCCAGACUGCAUAGCCAGUCUAAUAGUGGCUCGGCAAGGUUUGGGAGACAUGGCGGUGUCCAACACUAUUGGCAGUAACGUGUUUGAUAUUCUCGUGGGACUGGGGGUUCCAUGGGGGAUUCAGACCAUGUGUGUCAGCUACGGAUCAGAGGUGAUGAUUAACAGUCGGGGCCUGGUGUACUCUGUGGUGCUUCUGCUGGGCUCUGUGGCCCUCACGGUGCUGGGGAUCCACGUGAAUAAAUGGCGGCUGGACGUGAAGCUGGGCAUUUACGUCCUGGUGUUGUACGCCAUCUUCCUCUGCUUCUCCGUUAUGAUCGAGUAUAACGUCUUCACCUUCGUCAACCUGCCCAUGUGCAUGGAGGAGUAGAGCACAGCAGCAUGCCUCGGAUACCAAAACCUCAACGCUCCCAUAGAAACCCCCAAAAAUCCUUUUUUUUUUUUUUUUUUUUUCAAUAAUACUGGACCUAUCUGCAGACUCUUCUUCUCCUCUCUGCGCUCUUUCUCGUUAGUCCCAAAUACGAAUCUCAUUUCCAAGAGGCAGUACGGGGUCCAUCCUACGUCUCUGAUUUGUCCUCUUGUCACACAGUGCCGGUCCUGAAUGCCCGUUCUUUGGGGCAUUGCCUGUUAUUGCAGUAAAGUCUUUAGUUCCUGUGUGCGCCUGUUAACUUUCUACCCAUCUAGCAUGCCUUUUAGAUGUCGGGGACCUCCAGAAUCAUAAGUGCCCCCUGUUGAUUGUUGGUGUGCGUUUUCACUGUCUUCACAUUGUAGAUUUCCACACACCAUUUUCCAAAGCCUUUCCAAGAACCAAACCAGAGUCUGUGAAGAAGAAAAAUUCCGACCAAAACUCCCCCAAUGCAAAGAUAACUCUCGUUCCUAAAAGAAUUACAGUUAACCCCCGCACCCAAAGAACGACUCCUUUUCUCGGCUCUCUCCCUCACGGAGGAGGGCUUUGUCCUCGGCAGCUCCCCUCCUCCAGCCUGGACCCGACUCCCCCUGGCAUGGCCUUUUGGCAUCAGGGAGCAAAUACUGUUAGUACUCCACUCACCCUCCUGCAGCUCUUCUCCGCCCUCAUCUGCUCGAAUCAAACCUGCUUUUGAUUUCUUUAAAAAAAAAAAAAAAAAAAGGAGAAAAAUAGACUUUUUGUCAGGACACUCUGUGUCGAGAUGUAUCACGGUCCAGAUCAGACGACUGUGAGGGUGUUAUGCAUACGCAGCACUGCACAAUGUAAAACUUGUAAACACUUUUUUUUGUUUUUGUAUUUAUUUUUUCAAACCAAGGUUUUUGUCUGGUAUGAAAUACGGAGGAGAGCUCGUUGCAAAUAUAGGACAUUGCCUGUUUUUCACUGAAACAAAAAUUGCACAUGGAAAAAUGCUUUUCUUGCUUUGUGCUGUAAGGAGAUUUGACCACUCGAAGGGGGGAUCUGGCCGGUGGCGGCGACUCCACUCCGAUGUUCUUUUCAUUCAGCGAUGGGUCAGUCCACUGUUCCUCCCUGCACAACUUCAGAAAAAAAACCACUGGCUCCAUAUCUGUGGGAUGCAUCCGUUUCGUUUUUUUGUCGCCAUCAGGUGACGGCAGAAGCAUGGAGGUCGUUGUUUUAAAGAAAAAUGCAAAGAAACCAGACGGUUUUCAACACUGACUGUCUGCUAUAACACCCUCUGGCCAGCAGGGGGCAGCGCAGCCCCUCUGCUCAGGGCGGGGGUGCCAACCACAGCCAACGGUUAUCAGGGAAACUCAGAGAUGGACAACUCCAGGAGAUGGCGAUGGUGAUGGUCUCUUGAUUUUGAGUUACAUGUAGAUAUUGCACUUUAACAGCCGUCCUCUCAUUCUGAAUCAACUAGUGCUUCCUUUUGUGCGUGUGUAUUUUCAGUGUAAAUGUGACUGUGUGUGUGUGUGUGUGUGUGUGUGUGUGUGUGUGUGUGUGUGAGAGAGAUAGAGAGAGAGAACAACUGUAUGUGUGUGUGUGUGUGUGUGCUCAGUUUUCCCACACCGGGGCUCUCGACUCUCGAAACAGACUGGAAACUCGUUAUAACACCAUGAGCACACCCGCCUCUGUCUGCAGUGCAUGCUGGGACAUUAAAAGAAACGCAGCUCCACCACAGCACAGCAAAAAGGCUGAGGGCCACCGGGCGUCUCGAAGGAAGCCGCCCGACCCACUUUACAAAAAUCGGCAGCUACGAGCUACACUGCAAUCCAGACAUUUUGACAUCAUGCAAAAAUUGGCCCGAGAGGAGUCCACAAAGAGGUGCAGAGACUUUAAAAAAGAGAAGAAAAAAAGAAGCGUGUGCGGUUUUUAGGUGUUGAAAAUAUUCCUGUGCCACACUGUUGGCAGCAGGCACUUGUAUAUGCAAUCUCAAUUUAAAGAAUUCUAUGUGACAGAAGGCCCCUGCAAGGAUGCCAUAUAUAAAGCCGGGAGGGGGGGGGGAUCCCGUGGAGAUGUGACGUCGGUUUGUCUAGUGAUGUGUGAGCUCACAGGUGUGUGUGUGCGUGUGUGUGGCAGCCGAGGAGCUGAGCCCAAAGGAUGGACGUCCUACACACCCUCUCUCCCCCUUUUUUUUCCCUAUUCCUUGUCCCCCUCUUUGCACAAGGGCAUUAACUCUCCACCAAACCCCGAGCUUGAAGGAGCAGAGGGGGACGGAUGAACGGAUUUCCUCCAGCGCCCUGGGGACAUUUGUGAAGGACACGGAUGAGAGCAGACUUUAAGGAAUUUUUAAAAAAAGUUGGACCCCCUUAAGCUGCUCCUCUAUCAGGUUUCAAUCGGCUGUGGACGGAGGUGACCACACAGGGCCUACAGACUCCUCCACACACCCACUGACUCCUCAUACACCCCCCUUCCUCCCCCUCCACCCUUUCAGUGGGUCUUCUGUACAUACAGGACCUAGUCUUUUGUGGGGAUGGCACGUCUGUACUGUACUCGAGUUGAUUCAGAAUGUGCAGGUUUUUUUUCUUUCUUUGGUGUGUUUUUUGUUGUUUGCUCUGUGUGGUCAUGUCCCGGGUUGCCAGGUUUGCGUGGUGACACCCACAGCAGGGGGAAGAAAAAACAAACUCUUCUCGUCCUCAUCUUGACGCACAGCGUACGUUCUCACCGGUUGUCUGACUCGCAUCAUUUUUUUUUUUUUUUUUUUGGAAGAGAGGAAAAAAAAAAAUCAGUAGAAUUCAGAUGCCAUACUUUGUCGUAGCUCUGCAUUAAAUCCAGAUUGUAUGGAAAUCCUGUGUACAAAAAUAAGCGCACACAUUUUAGAAAACACACACACACACACGUUAGAAAUGGCAAUUGAACACAAGAGAGGACCGGUAUGUAUUUCUUGAUUGAAUGCGACCUGAUGCACUGUGAGCUCAAUGUGACGUGGGAGUUGUUUGUCAAGAAUAAUAAAUGAUUAAAAAAUAUAUUUAAUGUAAAGUUAGUUACUAUAAAAACAUUACUGAGGACAUCUGUAUAACUUAUAUGAAUGUAUUGUCUUGCUAUACUGGACAUAUCCAACCAAUGCAUUUUACUGUAAAGCAAUAAUGUGAAGAAAAAAAAUAAAAUGGCAAAAAUAAUUCCUGUA